AUCAACUUCCUCUUUGUUUCCUGGAUUCCUGAAACUUUUGGAUUUAGCUGCAUGAAACUGUCACAGUCAUAACGAGAGAACAUUAGUGCAUAUUCCAACCAUGCAAUGCACCAGCACCGAGGGUCGCUCCACGGACACACGACAGUUAGCUAGGUUAGCCUGUGGGUGUCGGGGUGCUGUGGACAUCUGAGCGUUCAGCACACUGUCCAACACAAACUCCCGUUAGCUCUCUGUUAGCAUACAAUGCCGCUCGCUCCCGCAAACCAGUCUCAGUUAAUUCGGUCCAGUCAGAAGGACGAAUAUUAUCAAAGCUACCUGAGAAACAACGCGAACGAAGCCUUUCAAACACUUGCUGGAUCCAAAAGAUGGCUGGACUGGAGGAGAGAGAUCGAGCUGCUGUCAGACCUCACGUACUUCGGUUUAACAACAUUCUCAGGUUACCAGACCCUGGGCGAGGAGUACGUCAACAUGGUCCAGGUGGACCCCACUAAGCGGCGGGUCCCCACUCAGGUCAGGCGAUGCCUCUUUGUCCUCUGCCACGCCUACUUCCCUUACCUCGUGGACAAGGUCCUGGUGUGCCUGGAGAACGAGCUGGAAUGCGGUCAGGAGAGGCGCGGCGGUGCCGGGCAGCGGCGGGCGACGUCCGGGCCGUGGUGGAGCCUGGAGUCGUGGCUGAGGAGGUGGAUGCGGAGGGCGGUGGGGUUGCUGUCGGAGCCCCAGAGGAGAGCAUGUGUGCCGGCCGUGUUCGUUCUCCAACAGGGUCUGACGCUCCUGCACCGACUGCACGCCGCUCUGUUCUACAUCAGAGGCUCCUUUUAUCACCUGUCCAAGAGGGCGGCUGGUAUCAGCUAUCUGCGUGUGAUGGGGCCCGGCAGCGAUGAUGUGACCAUCCGGAGCAGCUACAGGCUGCUGGGGGCGCUGUCCCUCCUCCAGCUGAUCGUCACUGUGAGUCUGCAGCUCAACAGCUUCAGACAGAAACAGAGAGCCAGGCAGGAGUGGAAGCUCUACAGGAACCUCAGUCCUCAGCUCCCACGCAGAUCCGGCCCCAGAGCUGCCAGCUGCAUCCUCUGCCUGGAGGAGAGGAGACACUCCACCUCCACUCCCUGUGGACACCUCUUCUGCUGGGAGUGCAUCACGGAGUGGUGCAACACCAAGGCAGAGUGCCCCCUGUGUCGGGAGAAGUUCCAGCCUCACAGACUGGUGUACCUGAGGAACUACAGCUAGAGCCACAGAGCCUUGAACUACACACUGCUGGUGGACUGUCCAGGCUGUUGACUGUGCAGGCUGUCCCUUUUAGGAACAUGUGGAGGCCAAGGCUCAACCAACAAGGUCUGAGAAGUGAAGCUGAAGUGCCUUUAAAACUGCAUUCUCUCUAAUGGCCAUCAGGCCGUGUUCAGUAAAAUGUUGGAUUGUAUCAGUCGAAUCUUGUAAAUAUCACUUUUAAUUAAAUUAAAACUUUAACAGAUGCAAAUAAAAUGUGGGAAAU
This is a messenger RNA of Anoplopoma fimbria (sablefish), 1486 nucleotides long. It is a transcript of the gene pex10, whose product is annotated as peroxisomal biogenesis factor 10. Gene Ontology annotation, molecular function: zinc ion binding. The coding region runs from base 244 to 1224 and encodes 326 amino acids. Gene Ontology annotation, cellular component: peroxisomal membrane. The record is from RefSeq and is a predicted model, not a curated record. NCBI's taxonomy places the organism in Eukaryota, Metazoa, Chordata, Actinopteri, Perciformes, Anoplopomatidae. The transcript has 6 exons. Gene Ontology annotation, biological process: protein import into peroxisome matrix.